Messenger RNA from Bombina bombina (fire-bellied toad), 5155 nucleotides. RefSeq names its product solute carrier family 35 member F2 (gene SLC35F2). The record is from RefSeq and is a predicted model, not a curated record. Bases 258 to 1394 code for a protein of 378 amino acids. Gene Ontology annotation, molecular function: transmembrane transporter activity. Gene Ontology annotation, cellular component: membrane. Gene Ontology annotation, biological process: transmembrane transport. The transcript is spliced from 8 exons. Lineage: Eukaryota; Metazoa; Chordata; Amphibia; Anura; Bombinatoridae.
UACCUCAUAUAAUAACAUUACAGGACGCUCCCCCGUGCUCUCAGGCUUCCCUCCCACUGCAUAUACGAUACGCCCUGUGCCGUGUAGUGGGGAUUAGUGCCCGGUGUCACACGCGGCAGUGCCGGAUGUAAGCAGCGCUAGGUGCCGGUGUUCUGUCACCGCCGAGGCCGCCUGGAUCCUUUCUGCGGAUCUGCAGCACCUCCCGGCCGGAUGAAAGCGGCAGCUCCAGCGCUUGAACCUCCAUUUCAGAUCGGAGAAUGAAUGAUGCAGAAGCUGCUCGGCUAUCUCCGGGGCAGCCCGCGGCCAAAGCUGGGCUAUGGGAAAUACUGACUCGGCUGAGCAGGAAGCUCUUCACAUGGUAUGUUUUGAAGACUCUUGCUCUCGGCCAGGUGCUCUCUCUCUUUAUCUGUGGCACUGCAGUGACCAGCCAAUACCUAGCAGAUGUCUAUAAGGUGGACACUCCAAUGCUACAAAGCUUUAUUAACUACUGUCUGCUAUUUUUGGUGUACACGACAUGGCUGGCAUUUAGAACAGGAGAAAAUGGUCUAAUAUAUAUCUUAAAAAAAAAAUGGUGGAAAUACAUAUUCCUGGGAAUUGCCGAUGUGGAAGCAAACUAUGCCAUAGUUAAAGCUUACCAGUAUACAUCCAUUACUAGUGUGCAGCUUCUGGACUGUGUUGGAAUCCCUGUAUUGAUGGCUCUUUCUUGGUUUAUUCUUCGCUCGAGAUUCAGAUUGAUCCAUUACAUUGCUGUUGUGGUUUCUCUGUUGGGAGUUGGGGCUAUGGUUGGCGCUGACAUAUUGGCUGGAAGAGAGGCAGGCACAGCCAGUAACAUGCUGAUUGGUGAUCUCUUGGUUAUACUGGGUGCCUGUUUGUAUGCUGUAUCAAACGUAACCGAGGAGUAUGUAGUGAAAAACCUGACCAGGGAGGAGUUUCUAGGAAUGGUGGGCCUCUUUGGGACAUUUAUCAGUGGAUUGCAACUUAUUAUUGUGGAGUACACGGCUAUUGGAAACAUACAGUGGGACUGGAAAGUCGUGCUGCUAUUUGCAGUGUUUGCUCUCUGCAUGUUCGGACUCUAUAGUCUGAUGCCAAUAGUGAUAAAAGUCACAAGUGCCACCUCCGUGAACUUGGGCAUCCUGACUGCUGACCUCUACAGCUUCUUUUUUGGACUCUUCUUGUUUGGGUACAAGUUCUCUGGCCUGUACAUCGUGGCAUUUGUCGUUAUCAUGGCAGGUUUUAUCAUGUACUGUAGCACCGCCACUUACAAUAUCGAACAACCUCCAGAGUCUCCUGUUGCUGGUACAGUGGACAGUGCAAUGAAGGACGAGGAGAAUGGCGAGGAGCAGGCUACUUCUCUGCACUACAUCCCAGAGGAGCUACAAGCGCAUUCAGAUUAGACUACAGAGACUUUUACAAGGAUGUUGUGAAAAAGCACAUAACCUCUCAUAGGGACCAAGAUACACAGUAUCAUGUUUUCUACUGUUAAACAUAUGUUAAUACUUUAUUUUUAAAGUUUUUUUUAUAGUUGUCAGACCUAGAAUUAUUCCGUUAUUGUUUUAACAGUUAGGAAGAUGGGGUUGUUUUAAACCCCUGCUUUUCCUUGAAACCACAGUAACAAAACGCCUUUGUUUGGUUUUGGUGCAAACUGCAGUAAGUUAUUGUGCUGUUUUCGUGUCAUUUGUAGUGAUGAUACACUCCCCCCCCCCCCCUUAUUGCACAGCUUCUACAAAGCUUUAUUUAGUUUGAUUUCUCAGUUCUGUUUUUAACCAGGAUUACUUGAAUAUUUUUGAAGUAUUUCAUUUGCAAAAUUCUCACUUUUUUAUUGAAAAUAUCUUUUCAGUUGGAAAGUGUGAUAUUGUGUUUGUAUCCUGUGAAACAAAUGUGCCUUUUUAUCUAAAGCUUUGACUGAUACAUUUAAUAUCUAUGUCCAUUUUUAUGAAAUUAUUUUGCAGUUUUUUUUUUCUCCUACAAAACUGGAUUUUAUUUUAUUUGACUUUAAAGGGACAGUUUGCGUCUUUCCCUAUGCAGUAAAAGCCACCAUCACUUUGAAGGAAUUAAUUGGUUCAUAAUAAUGAAUUUCUCUGUAUAACCUGUGCACUGUAAAAUAGGUUGUCAGUGAAACAGUGAUCGUUUUUUACUACAAGCUUUUGUGUUUUGCGAAUACGGUUGUAUUACAAAAUGUUUCUGCUGUGCAUUUCAUUCUGAUUACAAUGGGAUCAUGAAAACUGUAAAAUUUUAUUCUACCAUUUUUUUAUUAUUAUAUAUAUAUAUUUUUAUAUAAAAUGUAUUGAUGUUAUCUUCCUGUAAUAGCCAAACGUAUUGAUAUGAUAUAUUAUUUUGUAUAAUUUUGAUAUUACAUUAAAGGGACAUGAAGCCCAUAUUUUUUUCUUUCAUGGUUUAGAAAGAACAUGCCAUUUUAAACAACUUUCUGAUAUACUUCUAUUAUCUAAUUUGCUUCAUUCUCUUGAUAUUCUUUGCUGAAAAGCAUAUCUAGAUAGGCUCAGUAGCUGCUAAUUAGUGGCUGCACAUAGAUUCCUUGUAUGAUUGGCUCACCUGUGUGCAUUGCUAUUUCUUCAAAAAAGAAUAUCUAAAGAAUGAAGCAAAUUAGAUAAUAGAAGUAAAUUGGAAUGGUGUUUAAAAUUGUAUCCUCUAUCUGAAUCAUGAUAUAAUUUUUUGGGGGGUUUAAUGUCCCUUUAAUUGUUUCUACUCUGCACCCAAACAAGAAGGGUGGAGAUAGCUUUGUGCAUCCCCAGCUUUUGUGUGUUUGAGCUUGACUUUCUGAUUUUGGUGUUUUCAAAAGAUACGCAUUCCACAUAGAUCAGAUAGUUGUACAGAUUAGCAGUUUGUUUUCUUUAAAUAAAAUUUACAAUACAAAGCAACAAAUUUUAAAAAAUUUUUUUUAAAGGGACAUUUAUAUGGUCGCAUUAACUAUCACUUCCAAUUCUCUAGAAAGACUACAGUUCAUGGAAUUAUUUAAAGAUAUAUUCUGUAAUUGUGUCUAUGUUUUAAAAUCAAACUCUCCCUAUUCUUGCGCUAUCCACCCUACAUCUGGCUAACCUUUUCUUUUAUUAUUAUUUUUAAUGGCAACGCACUGCCAAGUGCUUUUUACUUCAGGGGAGAGAAAUGCUGCCCAUAUGCUCCCUCAAUGCUAAAUAUAAGACAUUGUAUUUCAAAUCUGUGUGAAGUUGUGUGGGGUUCUUAUUUUUCCCUUUUUUAGUUAUCACUGUGCUUUUGUGUAUGUACUGGGCUCCAUCACUCUGGAGUGUUUAGUCUCAGACUCUCUGCUUUCCACCCUAAUAUAGGUAGAGAACAUAUAUAUUUAUGUUCCUCGCAGUUGUUUUAUUUCUCCAAGCUGAUAAUAUAUCUGAUUUUUUUUCUCAACAUGGAUAGAAAUCUGCUAUGGAAUAAAAACUUAUAUCCUGGAUGACUGUAAACACACUUUUUUUUUUUUUUUUUUACCCCCUUAUCUUGUACUUUUAUAUAAUUCCAAUCUGUAUCACUUUUUAAUAUCUUAGUAUUAAAAUAAUUCCUUUAAAAUAUGCGUGAACAAAAACAUAUACAUAUAUUCAGUGAACUCUUGCACAUGCCCAGUAGAAGCCAUUGACUCAAAGUUUAAAUAUAAAAAGAUGGUGCACAUUUUGUUAAUGGAAGUAAAUUGGAAAGUUGUUUAAAAUUGCUGUUCUAUCUGAAUCAUAAAAGUAGAAUUUUGACUUGUGGUCCUUUUAAUGCAUCACUAUACUGUCUCUCCUUAAAGGGACAGUAUACUGUAAAAUAGUUUUUCCCUUUAAUGUGUUUACAAUUGCUUUUUUUUACCAACUGCAGAGUAAAAAAAUGUAUGAGAAUUAGCUUUUUAGUGUUUAUUUGUGUAUUUUAAAGCUCUGAUUUUGUGUUUUGAAGCCACAACCUAAUAAAAUGGGUUGAGCUUGUAGGUAUAAUCAGAUCUCAUUACUUUAUCACAUUGUGUACAUAUACCUGCUUCUUUAUCUUAUAUCUGUCCAUAAAACAAUCACCAGUACUUGGAGAGAACAAUGGAAAAUCAACAUUUUAUUACCUUAUCUCUGCUAUAUCCCACUGGGAGUGUAAUUUCUUCUGCUGGCUGUGUUUACAAAGCUUAUCUAUAGCUUGGACCUGCGGCCACAAACUUUCAGUAUAGGUGGGGAUACCACAGGCUAAAACAACUAUUUCAAAUGCCGAUAUAAGGGCAAAGGAGCUACUUGUAAACUAUUUUAUACACUCCAGCAGGUAAAGUGGAUCAUUUGGAACAAAUUAAAGGGGAGAAAAAUUUUGAGUAAACUGUCCCUUUAAUUAUUUAUACUAGAAAAUAUAAAUAUAUAUUUAAAAAAAAAAUGUUCAAGUGUUUAAAAGAAGUGUCCUUGACAUUACAUACUGUAGACACUGUUCCUGCAUAACUGUACAAUAUCAAGGUUAUGUUAUCAUUAAAAAAAAAAACAUGUAUAUGCUUCCUAGGUGCUAUAAGUGUUUUAAUAGGAAAACAUAGAGCAAAUAUGACUAAAGUCAGUUUUUUUUCUAAGUAUAAAAUACAUUUUGUAAAAUAAUAAGAGGCUCAUUUGUUGGUUGAUGUAACACUAAAAUAGAGUGUGAAUAUUUUAUACAAAACCUUUUCUAGUUUUUAAAUUAAAUCUUUUUAUAUCUGGGAAACAUCUCUACUUUUGGCUUGUAAAUAUUGUUAGAUUUUACUUCAAUGUAGAAUUAGGAGAUUAGAGAUUUUUUUGCAUAUUAAAUUGCAUUGCUUUCUAUUGUUGAUAUACUGAAAUUAAAAAAUUAGUUUUUUUGUGCCCUUUGAUUUUUAGAUUAUUUUUUUAGUGUUAAUUUAAUUACUGGUUACAUUUGAAUCAAUUAAAAACAUUUGAUGUCCAUGGCUACUUUUGGGUAAAAUCUGAAUUGAUGGUGGGGAUUUCCUGUUAUAUCUUUAAAAUAACAGAAAAUGUUUUAAAGGUUUUUUUUUUUCCCUCCAAAUAAUAAAAGUUGUUGCUUCUACUGUAACUAGUUCAUGUUAUUUAAAUCUAAAGUACUGCUAUUACAGAUGAUACCCACAUUUUUUUUUUAUUGUAUAAUUAAAAGUUGGUUUAUUUUUUGUUAAACCUUUAAAAAAACUUUUAUAAAUAAAAUGAUUCUUGAAAAAAAAAAUCAUUGAUAA